This is a messenger RNA of Raphanus sativus (radish), 1150 nucleotides long. RefSeq lists its product as uncharacterized. The transcript has 4 exons. Lineage: Eukaryota; Viridiplantae; Streptophyta; Magnoliopsida; Brassicales; Brassicaceae. The record is from RefSeq and is a predicted model, not a curated record. Bases 207 to 905 code for a protein of 232 amino acids.
UUACCGUGACUUCUCUAUUUUCCCGAACGUAUAGCCAAAAAAAAGCUUAGCAACACAACUCAACUCCACACACCACAAACAAACAAAGAAAAACAAAGCAGACCCCACUAGUUGAAGGAGAGCUCGAGAACCUUUGGAGUGAACGAACCAACACCUAACCCACUCCGAUUUUUUUUCAUUUGCUGUUCGUUCACAAUCCAUUGAUCAUGCCGUCUGGUGCCAAGAAGAGAAAGGCCCUGAAGAAAAAGAAGGAACAAGAAGCCUUUGGAGGAGGCAGUCCAAGCAACAAAGGCUUCAAUGGUCAUGGGUAUGAUGAACAUCAUGGAAGCCAAGAUGAAGGAGAAAGUGAUGGCAACUUGAGUUCCCCUGGUUCCCAAGGAAACGGUGAAGUUUGGACAAGAGAUCCAUCACCUUCUCCUUUAUCUGGUCUGAGGAAGGACACUUUUAAAGAGAAAACAGAGGGACAAGAAGCUAAAGGUGAAGACGUUGCUGCUGCUGCACUUGGAAGAGGAACAUGUCACGAGGAGAAGAACGGUGUGAACGGAAAAGCAGCAUCUAAAGAGGCUGGUGGUGGUGGCACUUUGGAAAUUGCACCUGCUGAUGAUGCUUCUGUCAAGCCUGUGGAUUCUUCUGUCUCAGAGGUUAUGAUUACUAACAAAAAUGGGCAUGCUGAAAGCUCGACAGACUCAGCUUCUGUCCAACAUAAAGCUGAUGAAAGCCAAGAGAAGCGUAGACUGGAAGAAACAAAUGAGGGUAACAUCACAGGAUCUGCUGCAGAGACAUCUCAAGUGCCAGAAUGUUCUGAAGAAAAGAGUCAUCUCCCUUCUGGUGGUCCACCAGUUGCUCGAACCUCGUGGUUUAGUUGCUGCGGUUUGUUUGAUGUGAUGGCAGGGUCAGAAAGAUAAUACAGUAUGGUUUGUUGUGAUGGUGAAGAACAUGAGGAGGAAAUCAUUCAGCAAACAGUGGACAUCAAAAGCUACAUGGUCAGUAGAUUAUUUUCUGUACAUUCAGCCAUUGAUGUCUCUGCUAGAUAAUAAUGAGUGUUUUUGAAAAAAAAAUAUACAAACAAGAACAAAAGUUAUUUUCUAUUCAUGAAAAAACAUAGUUAUGUUUUUCUUUUGUGUGAUAUAUAUUGUCUUAUGAUUUCAUA